Molecule: messenger RNA, 959 nt
Organism: Cydia splendana
Lineage: Eukaryota; Metazoa; Arthropoda; Insecta; Lepidoptera; Tortricidae
Gene: Bug22
Product: cilia- and flagella-associated protein 20
Exons: 2
Coding region: 186-779 (197 amino acids)
Biological process (GO): regulation of cilium beat frequency involved in ciliary motility; positive regulation of cell motility; cilium assembly
Cellular component (GO): motile cilium; ciliary basal body
Source: RefSeq, a predicted model, not a curated record
CCUUCAAUGGUUGCUACGGCAACUUCGUAUUGAUAACAACUCAUGGCCAAUGGCCGUGUUCAAAAUUUUUGUGUUUACUGUCAUUGUGUCAACUUGUAAUGUGUACGGGAAAGAAAUCGCUUUAUCGAUCAAACAUUUAUAGUUAACAGUGCCCUAAAUGUGAAGUUGCAGUAGCCGCUGCAGAGAUGUUUAAAAACACAUUUCAGUCCGGUUUCCUCUCGAUUCUUUACAGCAUUGGCAGCAAACCUUUGCAAAUAUGGGACAAGAAGGUGCGAAAUGGUCACAUAAAGAGGAUUACGGACAACGACAUUCAAAGUCUGGUGCUAGAAAUUGUCGGAACCAACGUUAGCACCACGUAUAUAACAUGUCCUGCAGACCCCAAGAAGACGCUCGGCAUCAAACUACCAUUCUUAGUUAUGAUUAUUAAGAACCUGAAAAAGUACUUCACUUUCGAAGUCCAGGUUUUGGACGACAAAAAUGUACGACGGAGGUUCAGAGCAAGUAACUAUCAGUCAACUACUCGUGUGAAACCAUUCAUUUGCACCAUGCCGAUGCGUCUUGAUGAAGGCUGGAACCAAAUACAAUUUAACCUGGCUGAUUUCACCCGGAGAGCUUAUGGAACUAAUUAUGUAGAAACACUCAGGGUCCAGAUCCAUGCAAACUGUAGAAUAAGGAGAGUUUACUUCUCCGAUAGAUUGUACUCUGAGGAUGAGCUGCCAGCAGAGUUCAAACUAUUCCUACCCAUACAGAAUAAGGCAAAAGCAACAGUAGCUACUUAAUAAACAAAUCUAGUAAAAACAAUCGUCUUGGUAACCGACAGAUGGUAAUUACUAUAGUAAAAUAGGCAUACCUAUAAGUUUAUUUUUUUGUAUAAUGACACUAACUGAGACAGUGCACCACUUAUUUGAUAUGCAUCAUUUUGUUGUAACUGUGUGACAAAUAUAAAAGCAUAACAAAAA